AUAAUUGUAAGGUUUCAUGAAGCGACGAAAAACAAACGAAAAUAAAAAAAUAUAUAAAAUUUUUAUUGAAUUUGUGCAUCCUGUGGUUAGAAAAAUAAUAGUGAAAGUGUAUUUAAAUUAAUUGUAAUACUUUCAAAAGAUUGUGAAUUGCUUCUUGUUUGAAAUCUUUUGCAAUAAAAAGAAAUUCUACUACUCACUAAAUUAAACUUUGUAUGCAAAGGGAAUGGAUGAAGAAUGUCUAUUACAACUUGAAGAAGUUGAAGUAAAGUUCGAGCCCCUCAGUUCUGAUGAAGAAUACGAGUUCCAGUUCGAAGUAGAUGAUGCAGAUUAUGAUGAUAUCUUGAAGGAUCUAAAGCAUAAAGACAGCGAUCUUGAAGAAGUCGACGAUGAAUUGAAAACACAUUGUCCGCAUGAAGGCUGCAAGAAAUCAUUCUCUCGAAAUCACAACCUCGUAAAACAUUUGAUGAGUCACGAAAUGGGAAUAAAUCGUCACGGCUCAAUUUGUCAUAUUUGUGGGAAGUUAAUUAAAGGAGUUUAUUCAAUACACUUGAAAAUUCACGAAAACACGAAGCAGUUUCGUUGUGACGACUGUGGAAGGGAAUUUAGGCAGAAAAUAGCAUUACGAAACCAUAUUCUAAUUCACAAGAAUGAAAAGCCACACGAAUGUGGAUGGGGCUAUAAGAAAUUCCGUCAAAAAUACACGAUGCUGCAUCAUAUGAAAAAUCGUCAUACUGGAGUUAAAGAUCAUAUUUGUGAACUAUGUGGAAAAGAAUUCAGUGAUAAAGCAACGCUGAUGAAACAUCUCUUAGUUCAUAGCACUUCAAAGCCUCAUCAAUGUAGCACUUGCUUUAUGUCUUUCCGUCAUAAAUCAUCGCUGAGUCGUCAUAAUAAAAUCCAUUUGAAAGUCACACAAUGUACACUUUGUCAUAGAAGCUUUCGUUACGAGUCAUUCCUGAAAAAGCAUCUGCUUACAGUGCAUAAGGGAGAAGAGCUCCCCAUAGUCAUGAAAUGUGAGGAAGAGAAAGAAACCAUCAAUAUCAUUACUUAUGAUACUGAUCAGACAUCUCAAAUUAUUCAACUAGAGCCUUCAUCGCAAUAUUAUUCGCAACCUAUACAAGUUACUAUCAACAAGGUUGAGCAUACUUAUUCGUCAUGAGGUUAAACAAAAUAAAUGCUUGUUGCAUAUUCAAAGAUAAAUAAAAAAUAUUUUUGAUAUGAAAAUCUAGAAAAA
Clunio marinus is the source of this 1231-nucleotide messenger RNA. The record is from the annotation of a GenBank genome assembly. Lineage: Eukaryota; Metazoa; Arthropoda; Insecta; Diptera; Chironomidae.